AUGUCUCGAGCUCAACGAAUUUUGGAAGGAUUCAAACUGAACUGGAUGAGUUUACGUGACGCGGAAAGUGGGAAGGUGUUAUGGCAAAAUUAUGAAGAUCUUGCAUCGCCAGGAAAAGAGCAUCAGGCUCGUAUACCAAAAAGUAUCUUGAAGUGUCGUGCAGUAUCACGUGAAAUAAAUUUUACUUCGGCUGAAAAAAUAAAUAAAUUUCGAUUAGAACAACGUGUUUACUUGAAAAGUGAAAUUAUUGAAGAAUGGUUCUUCGAAUUUGGAUUUGUGAUACCACAAUCAACUAAUACAUGGCAGAAUUUGAUCGAAGCUGCGCCUGAGGCACAAAUGCUGCCUGCAUCAUUGUUAAGUGGCAAUGUGGUAAUCAAGACGAGCUUUUACGAUGAUGAUUUGUUAGUGAGCACAUCGAAUAUCCGUAUCUUUUACGUGUGA
Molecule: messenger RNA, 441 nt
Organism: Cercopithifilaria johnstoni
Lineage: Eukaryota; Metazoa; Nematoda; Chromadorea; Rhabditida; Onchocercidae
Source: the annotation of a GenBank genome assembly